AACGUUUAACUGUGAAGAUCUAAAACUUGGAUACCGUGCCCACAUCUUUAUUAUGCUUCACAUUUCACACUUUUUAUGACAGCGCAAAUAUGGCGCAGGUGGCGGACGAUUCGUCGUUUGCCGCACGCUCGGAAACAAUUACUCAGCUCGCUGAGGAUUAUUGGGUUCCUCACAACAGAUCAUCAUGGCUAAAGUACGAUUCCGAGGUGGUUGUCAAUGUCUACCAGAAAGAAAUUGCCGGAUCCGGCUUUUCCAUCAAGAAAGUGAUGCUCCUGGAGUUCAGUCAGUACUUGGAAAACUACCUGUGGCCGAACUAUGACCCCGACACCUCAUCCGCCGAACAUGUGAUGUCACUGGUUGUGAUGGUGAAUGAAAAGUUUCGUGAACGCGUUCCGGCGUGGCAGACCUUCAUUAGUGCCCCCGCACAUUUUCCAGGUUUCUUCAGAAAAGUCAUGGAGAGCGCCCUGGAUGACAGCUUUCGCUUCUCGUUGCGUGAGAAAACGGCUCUUAUCGUGUUUUUUAUUCACUGCUUCAACAGUAUGGAAGUCAGCCUGAUAAGACAACAAAUUCAGAGGCUGGUGUCGCUCUCAAUCUGGAGAACCCUAUUGCUAGAGCGCAGAGAGCAUGAGUUCAAACGUUUCCCGAAACUUAAAAAGUUCUGGGCGCACAUAGAGAAAAAUGACAAGAAAUUAGACGAAGAUGCCUUUAAUAAGAUUACGUACGAACGGGAAUUCCUGUCACAGCUCAUCAAACACUUUUUCAAGCACUUGGAUUCUGUGCCAAGUAAACGGAGUGUUCCGGAACUCGACAAAGCCGCAAUGGAAACUGUACAUUACUGUGAAAGGUUCCUCGAGUUGAUGAUCGACCUCGAGGCAUUGCUCCCUACGAGGCGUUUUUUCAACACCGUCUUGGACGACUCCCACCUGGUGGUUAAGUGUCGUCUGUCCUCCCUCGCUGACAGGCCCGAGGGUCGGCUGUUUAGUCAGCUACUCGACCGGCUCAAAUUCUAUUCCAGGUUCGAGAUCAACGACCAAACGGGCGAAGAACUCUCGGACCACGACAUGAUGCAGAUACACUACGACAGUAUUACUGCCCUUCAGAAGGCAGCUUUCAAGAGCUUUCCAAAUCUUCGUCCGUUCGCUCUCUCCAACGUAGCGAGCGUGGACACGCGCGAAAAGUUGCUCAACCAUUUCGGAUCGCUCAAGACGGAAGAAUUGCACCGAAUAGCCGCGUCCCUGUUCCUGGUGGCUCCGCUGAAAAAGUCAGACGAAAAGUCUACAUAUGACCACGAGUUUCUGCAGGAGCUGCUCAUCUCUCAACACGAAAAACGGCAGUCCCAACUCGACAGCCUCAACGAGAUGCCGCUCUACCCGACCGAAACCGUCGUCUGGGACGAGAACGUCGUCCCUUCCGAGUACUUCUCGGGCGAAGGUUGCCUGGCGCUGCCGAAGCUCAACCUGCAGUUCCUCACCCUGCACGAUUACCUUCUGCGCAACUUCCACCUCUUCCGCCUGGAGUCAACCUACGAGAUCCGCCAGGACAUAGAGGACUGCGUGAGCCGCCUCAAGCCGUGGAAGACGGAGGAAGGAGGCGUCAUGUUCGGCGGGUGGGCGAGGAUGGCGCAGCCCAUCGUCAACUUUGCCGUCGUCGAGGUCGGAAAGCCCAACAUCGGCGAGAAGCAGCCGUCGAAGGUGCGCGCGGAUAUCACGCUGAACCUCAACGUCAGGAGGGAGAUCAGGGCCGAAUGGGAGGCGCUGCGCAAGCACGACGUCUGCUUCCUCGUCACCGUUCGGCCGGCGUCCCUGCCCGGGACUCCGUACAACUACAGGGAGCCCUUCAUUCCGCAGGUCGGCCUCACCUACGUCCGCGGAUGCGAAGUCGAGGGCAUGCUCGACAGCAACGGCCGCGUCGUCGAGGAAGGCCCCGAGCCGAAGCCCGUGCUCCCGGGAGAAACGCGGACGUUCCGCGUCUGGUUGGACUGCAACCAGUACAAGCUCGACAUGGACCAAAACGUGAAGGGCGGGGAAGACAUCUACGAGACGUUCAACAUCCUCAUGCGGAGGAAGCCCAAGGAGAACAACUUCAAGGCCGUCCUGGAGACCAUUCGGGACUUGAUGAACACCGAAUGCGUCGUGCCGGACUGGCUCCACGACAUCAUCCUUGGGUACGGCGAUCCGGGUGCAGCUCACUACUCGAAGAUGAGCAAUCAGAUCGCCACGCUCAACUUCAACGACACCUUCCUCAACGUCGACCACCUCAAGGCCAGCUUUCCCAAGAGCGAAAUUAGGUUCGAGGUUGACGACCAGACCAAGUUAGUUCUCCCUUUCAGGCUGACGUUUAAUGGCGUCGAGCGCGGAGAAGACGCUGAGUCAAAAAAGAUGGAUGUCGACGGCGCGGAAGAGGAGGCGACGGAAAAAAUCGACGUGACGCCCUUCGUCGUUGAGAGUAGAAGUCCCUACCUCAGUCAGGUGGCCAAGAAGAACGCGGUGCCCUUCACGCCGACCCAGGUCGAAGCGAUCAAAGCUGGGAUGCAGCCGGGACUCACGGUCAUCGUGGGUCCGCCGGGUACGGGAAAGACGGACGUGGCGGUGCAGAUCAUUUCGAACCUCUACCACAACUUCCCCGAGCAGCGGAUAUUAAUCGUGACCCACUCCAACCAGGCCCUCAACCAGCUCUUCGAGAAGAUCAUGAUGCUGGACAUAGACGAGCGUCACCUGCUCCGUUUGGGACACGGCGAGGAGGCCCUGGAGACGGAGAAGGACUUCAGUCGCUACGGGAGAGUGAACUACGUCCUGGGGAAGAGGUUGGAAUUGCUGCAGGAGGUCAGCCGCCUGCAGGAGAGCCUCGGCGUAGGGGGAGACGUGGGCUACACCUGCGAGACUGCAGGGUAUUUCUACCUGUAUCAGGUGAUAUCCCGUUGGGAAAAGUUCCUGGAAGCUGUAAAGACGGGAGACUCCUCUGCACAGAGCGUACAGGAGCACUUUCCCUUCACCAAGUUCUUCAGCAACGCCCCUCAGCCCCUGUUCCACGGAGAACGCUUUGAGGACGACAUGGAGAAGGCCCAGAGCUGCUUCAGAUACCUGCAGGACAUCUUCACGCAGCUGGACGAGUUCAGGGCCUUCGAGCUCCUGAGGAGCGGCCUCGACCGUUCUCGCUACCUGCUCGUGAAAGAGGCGAAAGUGAUCGCCAUGACCUGUACGCACGCGGCACUCAAGCGGCACGAGCUCGUCGACCUCGGCUUCGAGUACGACAACAUCCUCAUGGAAGAGUCGGCGCAGAUCCUGGAGAUCGAGACCUUCAUACCGCUGCUGCUGCAGAACCCGCGGGACGGCCACAACCGGCUGAAGCGCUGGAUCAUGAUCGGGGAUCACCACCAGCUCCCGCCCGUGGUGAAGAACAUGGCGUUCCAGAAGUACAGCAACAUGGAGCAGUCCCUCUUCACUCGCUUUGUCCGGCUGGGCGUCCCCACCGUCGAGCUGGACGGGCAGGGUCGGUCGCGGCCCAGCAUAUGCGACCUCUACAACUGGAGGUACAGGAACCUCGGGAACUUGCCCCACGUGACCGUCUGGCCCGAGUACCGGACAGCGAACGCGGGGUUCCACUUCGAUUACCAGCUGGUCGACGUCGGUGAUUUCAACGGCGUUGGGGAGUCGGAGCCCAACCCUUAUUUUUAUCAGAACCUCGCAGAAGCAGAAUAUGUGGUGGCAGUGUUUAUGUACAUGCGUCUCUUGGGAUACCCAGCAGAACGCAUCUCCAUAUUGACCACGUACAACGGCCAGAAACACCUCAUCAGAGACGUAGUACGACAACGCUGUGAAUCAAAUCCACUGAUUGGCCGACCUCACAAGGUGACAACCGUAGACAAGUAUCAGGGACAGCAGAACGACUACAUCCUCCUGUCGCUGGUGCGGACACGCGCUGUGGGUCACCUGCGAGACGUGCGUCGCCUUGUAGUAGCCAUGUCUCGUGCUCGCCUGGGGCUCUACGUCUUCGCACGGAUUGCUCUCUUCCGCGACUGCUUUGAACUUGCCCCGACCUUCGGCAUUUUACUGAAACGUCCAACGAAGCUGUGGCUAGCAGUGCAUGAGGGUUACCCUUCAGCUCGCCCAAGCGAUGCACCACCAGGGGGCGAGCCGUUCAUAGUUGAAGACAUGACACAAAUGGCACAAUUUGUCUACGAGUUCUACCAACGCAAGGUUGACAAUAUGGCGGCGCAGCUGAAGGCAACAAAGCCUGUGUCAGAGAAACCAGCUGCGCCCCCAGAGGAGGAGAGCAAAGAAAAAGAGGGCAACCCUGAAGAAGAGGAUGAUAUUGCGGAGCCUGCUUGUGAAUAACUGUACAUAAUUAUUAAUAAUUAUAAUGCAUAAUUUUCCAGA
Molecule: messenger RNA, 4376 nt
Organism: Ornithodoros turicata
Lineage: Eukaryota; Metazoa; Arthropoda; Arachnida; Ixodida; Argasidae
Product: RNA helicase aquarius-like
Exons: 5
Coding region: 90-4334 (1414 amino acids)
Biological process (GO): mRNA splicing, via spliceosome
Cellular component (GO): catalytic step 2 spliceosome
Molecular function (GO): helicase activity; mRNA binding
Source: RefSeq, a predicted model, not a curated record